Cuscuta europaea is the source of this 2806-nucleotide messenger RNA. The record is from the annotation of a GenBank genome assembly. Lineage: Eukaryota; Viridiplantae; Streptophyta; Magnoliopsida; Solanales; Convolvulaceae.
UUCCUCAGCUCAUUUUCACCCUGCCCCGUCACAUAACAAACAAAAAAUCACAAGGAAUAUAAUAGUUGUUAGUUUUAGCUGCUAGCUCUUCUGGUGAUCGAGGAAGGAAACAAUAUGUCUGCUCAAUGUUUCUUGGCUGCUUCUUUAAACUGCAGAUUCUUCCCUUCCACCACUCUCCAUUAUCCUCCGGCCUAUCUUCCGCCACCUCUUCAGUUUUACCUCAAAGCAGGAAACUGGUCGUCUUCCGGCCAGCGGCAGCCGCAGAGUUUCACUCCCAGUCAGCAAUGCAAUGCUGUGUCAAAACCUCGUACACAAGAAUACGUAGACGUGUUCCAAAAUGGUUUGCCGGUGCUGAAGUGGAAUGAGAGGCUGGACAAUGAUAGCAUUGUUGAAAAACAAACUAACGGGUGCGACGUGGUAAUAACAUCAUUAGAGAAUGAGAUAAAGGAGAGAGUGGAAAGGGUGAGAUCAAUGCUAAUGUCGAUGGAGGACGGGGAGAUUAGUGUGUCAGCUUACGAUACGGCUUGGGUGGCUCUGGUUAAGGAUGAAGAGAAGGGAGGGAUGAGCCCACAGUUCCCGGGUGCGCUGGACUGGAUCGCCCAAAAUCAGCUCCCCGAUGGCUCAUGGGGCGACCGCGCCAUCUUCCUGGCUCACGACCGUGUGCUCAACACUUUGGCUUGUGUCAUCGCCUUGAAAUCAUGGAAUCUCUAUCCUCAACAAUUCCAACUAGGAAUAAUGUUCUUGAGAAAAAACAUCAGAAAGGUGGAAGAUGAGGAUGGUGAGCACAUGCCCAUUGGCUUUGAAGUGGCCUUCCCCUCUCUGAUUGAAAUGGCCAAAAAGCUUGACAUUCAUUUUCCAGAUCAUUCAUCUUCUCAGCCCUUCCAAAAGAUUUAUGCUCAUAGAAAUCUCAAGCUUACAAAGAUACCAAAGAAGGUGAUGCAUGAAGUGCCGACAACGUUGCUCCACAGCUUGGAAGGAAUGGAAGAUUUGGAGUGGGAAAAGCUUCUGGACUUGAAGUGCGAUGAUGGCUCUUUCCUCUUCUCUCCCGCUUCUACCGCUUUUGCCCUCAUCCACACCCGUGAUCCCAAUUGUCUCCGCUACCUCUCCAACGCCGUUCAUAAAUUUCAUGGCGGAGUUCCGAAUGUGUACCCGGUGGACUUGUUUGAGCAUAUAUGGGUCGUGGAUCGACUCCAAAGGCUUGGAAUCUCUCGUUAUUUCAAAUCAGAAAUUGCACAAUGUAUUCACUACGUACAUAGAUACUGGAGUGAGCGGGGUAUCUGUUGGGCAAGAAAUACAAGAGUUCAAGACAUAGAUGACACUGCCAUGGCGUUUAGACUUUUAAGAUUGCAUGGCUACGAGGUUUCUCCAGAGGUUUUCAAGAACUUCAAAAACGGGGAAGAGUUCAUGUGUUUUGCGGGGCAGACAAACCAAGCGGUGACCGGAAUGUACAACCUCUACAGAGCCUCUCAGAUAAAAUUUCCCGGCGAGAAGAUACUCGAAGACGCCAUGGAAUUUGCAUCCAUCUUCCUCCAACGAAAACGAGCUAGUAAUGAGUUGUUGGAUAAAUGGAUCAUAACCAAAGAUCUACCGGGCGAGGUGGGAUAUGCACUUGAUGUGCCAUGGUAUGCCAGCUUACCUCGGCUAGAAACAAGGUUGUUCCUAGAGCAGUACGGCGGGGAAGACGAUGUUUGGAUUGGCAAGACUCUAUACAGGAUGCCAUUAGUGAACAACAACUUAUACUUGGAGCUUGGGAAAUUAGAUUACAACAACUGCCAGGCAUUACACCAGCUGGAAUGGAAAGGUGUUCAAAAAUGGUACAGAGACUGCAAUCUUGCGCAGUUUGGAGUGAGCGAAAGAAGCUUAUUGCUUGGAUACUAUUUAGCCAUGGCGAGCAUCUUUGAGCCAGAAAAUUCAAAGGAGAGACUGGCAUGGGCAAAAACAUCUGCUCUCAUGGAGGCUAUUGGUUCCAAGUUUGGGACAGGAAAGACAGAGAUUUGCCAAGACCAGAAAAAGGCUUUCCUUCAUGAAUUCAUAAGCAACAACUUCAGUGAAGACUACAAUAACCACAAUGGAAGUAGGCACCCGACAAGAAAUAAGACUCUUGUCGGGGCGCUGCUAGAGACCUUAAACCAGCUCUCUAUAGAUGCACUCCAAGCGCACGGUGGAGAUAUCCAUCAGUACCUACGCUUAGCUUGGGGGAAAUGGCUGCUAAAUUGGGAAAAGAACGGUGCGGUGCAAGGAGAAGCGGAACUCUUAGUGUUAACGUUGAAUAUGUUCAACGGACCUCAGGUGUCGGAGGAGUUAUUGUUGUCGCAUCCCAAGUAUCAUCAGCUGAUGGAGAUCACCAAUAGAAUUUGCCACCAACUCUGUCUCUAUCGCCAGUGCAAGAUUUCUCAGAGUCAACCACAGAAAAGGCCACUGGAGAAAAUGACUGCGGAGAUAGAACUCGACAUGCAAUACCUAGUCAAAAUGGUGCUCACAAAAGACUCCGAUGAAGAUCUCAUCCAUGAUGUGAAGCAAACGUUUCUCAUUGUAGCAAAAGCGUUUUACUAUGCUGCCUAUUGUAAUCCGGAAACAAUCGAUUUCCACAUAACCAAAGUGCUCUUUGAGAGAGUACACUGAUUACACAAAGUCACAGCUUUUGGCCCUUCUACAACUCACAAAAUAAUUGUGGGUUAAAUCAGUUCAAGUAUAUUGUAUUGAUAUAGUUACAGGAAUGAAGAAAUGUGUAAAAUGAUAUACACUAUCAAAUAUUAAGUGGGAAUAUAUGAGUCACAUAUAUAGAGGCCAAUUACUUCAAUGCCAA